Pungitius pungitius (ninespine stickleback) is the source of this 4446-nucleotide messenger RNA. It is a transcript of the gene slc35a2, whose product is annotated as solute carrier family 35 member 2. The coding region runs from base 530 to 1639 and encodes 369 amino acids. Gene Ontology annotation, cellular component: Golgi membrane. The transcript is spliced from 6 exons. NCBI's taxonomy places the organism in Eukaryota, Metazoa, Chordata, Actinopteri, Perciformes, Gasterosteidae. Gene Ontology annotation, biological process: pyrimidine nucleotide-sugar transmembrane transport. The record is from RefSeq and is a predicted model, not a curated record. Gene Ontology annotation, molecular function: UDP-galactose transmembrane transporter activity.
AAGUGAAAGGAGGCCAGAGAGGAGGGAGAGAAUGUUCCCACAGAUGAGUCAGGUGAAAUGUUACAGACGUUUGAGAGACUAAGUGGUCAGAGACAUGAAGUGGAGAUGCAGUGAGGUUAGAUGUGAAGGACUGAGUGAGAAAGCAAAGGAAGAGAGUAAGGUCAUUUAGUAAAGCGGUGAAGAGCAAGGAAGCUGGAGAUGAAGUCUGUUUGUGGGAAGCCAACUACAGUUCCAGAGGCCCAGACAGGGUUUUAUUCCUCAGAGUGAUUCCUCCUGUCAGCUCGUGCUCCGCAGUUGUAGUUCCUUUACUUCCGGAACACUUCGCCACACUGUCAGAGCUGAUUCCUCCCGAGUUUUCGUUUUGUGGGCUCCGGUUUUAAAUCCGUCUGACGGCCUCUCUUACCGGAACAAAGCACCCGGGGGUCGGGGCUGCGGUCCGGUGUCGGCACCGUUAGCAAAGGAGCUAGCUGAGAGGCUAGCGCCGAGGUAGCGGGUGAAGGUUCCGGGCGACGGGCAGACGGAGCCCAGCAUGGCCGCGAAGAGCCACAGCCAAGCGGCCGAGGAGAAGAGGUCGAGCCGGAGUGACGUCAACAGGAAGCUGAAGUACAUCAGCUUGGCAGUGCUCGUGGUCCAGAAUGCAUCACUCAUCCUCAGCAUCCGGUACGUGCGCACGUUGCCAGGCGAUCGCUUCUUCACCACGUCGGCCGUCGUCAUGGCCGAGAUCCUGAAGGUGCUCACCUGUCUGCUCAUCAUCCUGCUGCAGAAGAGAUUCCACGUGAAGGACACAGUCUACUUCCUGGUUGACUCCAUCUUGUUUCAGUACAAAGACACUCUGAAACUGGCCGUUCCUUCUCUCAUCUACACUCUGCAGAACAACCUGCAGUACAUCGCCAUCUCCAACCUGCCUGCUGCCACCUUCCAGGUGACCUACCAGCUGAAGAUCCUCACCACGGCUCUGUUCAGUGUGAUCAUGCUGAGGAAGAGUCUCUCCAGAGUGCAGUGGCUGUCUCUGCUGCUGCUGUUCUCCGGGGUCGCCGUGGUCCAGAUGGAGCAGGAGGGCAAGAAGGAGGUCACGUCGGCGGCCUCUUCCACUCAGAACUACACCGUGGGCCUGGUUGCCGUGGUGAUCAGCUGCCUGUCGUCGGGCUUCGCCGGCGUGUACUUUGAGAAGAUCCUGAAGGGCAGCGCGGCCUCCGUGUGGGUGAGGAACGUGCAGCUCGGCAUCUUCGGCACAGCACUGGGCGCCGCCGCCCUCUGGUGGCAGGACGGCAGCGCGGUGGCGGAGCGCGGCGUGCUGUUCGGCUACACCGGCGCCGUGUGGUGCGUGGUGUUCAACCAGGCCUUCGGCGGGCUGCUGGUGGCGGUGGUGGUGAAGUACGCUGACAACAUCCUGAAGGGCUUCGCCACCUCGCUCUCCAUCGUGGUCUCCACGGUGACCUCCGUCUACCUCUUCGGCUUCCAAGUGGACCUACUCUUCACCGUGGGGGCGGGACUUGUCAUCGGCGCCGUCUACAUGUACAGCCUCCCCAAAGGAGCCUCCACCUCCACCUCCGCCUCCACCUCCGCCUCUGUGGCGUCUCCGACGACGGAGAUGGAGGCGUUUCUGCCAAAGUGUUCAGUUAAACAAAAAGGAUCCUGAGUGACAGACGGCUGCUGUUGCCCCCUGCUGGUACUACUAGUAUUAAUAUGUAGUUUUACUAUCUACUGCUAGUGAUCAUACUCAUGUAGCAGUAUGUACUACUGUAGUAUACUUUUAUCCCUGUAUUAUGUACAACUAAGUAUUCUACUAUACUAUCAUGUAACAGUAUUUAUAUUUUUUUUAGUUCAAGUUUAUUUAAUAGAUUUAACAAAUAUCUCAAGUAUUAUUCAUAGAACUUAUAUUGCUCUCAGCUUAUAAAUCAAAUAUUUACAACCAACUGUUUCGAUUAAAAAAGAUAUAAGAUAAGAUAUAAAUGAUUUAAUUCAAUUCAUUUUAUUUUGUAGAGCCCAAAAUUACAAAUUAGCCUCAGAGGAAUUUACAGUCUGUAGACAUGAGACAUCAUCUGUUCCAAAAACUCUCACAUCGGCACAUGAACAACUCCCCAAAAAAUGAAAAUGGGGAUAAAAGGGAAGAAACCGUAAGCCUGGAACACACCAAGCCGACGCCGACGAACUAGUGGCGACGUGAGCAAACUGCAGAAUCGGCUCACGUCGGCAGCGCCCGGGUCCAAAGUUGCCUUGUCACACCAAGCCGAUUCUCAACACCCGACGGCCAAGUAGCACGUCCGUUCUGCGCCAGCGUAAGAGGAAAUACCUUCCGUACCAGCAGGUGGCAGUAUUGGUUCGCUGGCUGAGCAGCCAAUCAGAAUGAUCAGAAGGCCCGACUGACCAACAAGCCCCGACGCCGAUUCAACAUGUCGAAUCGGCCGUUACAAAGCCGACGAGGACCUACUUCGGCUGACGGUGCGGAACACACUGAGAUUUAGUCGGCCGACGCACAAAAACUGCCCCACGGCUGACCGUCGGCUUGGUGUGUUCCAGGCUUUAGUAAGAAGGUCAGAGGAGGAUCCUUCUAUCAGGAUGGACAGACUGCAAUGGAUGUCAUGUGUGCAGAAUGAACAAUGUAAAAGAUGUACAAUACAUUCAAUUCAUCUAACAGAAAGGAUAAAAAUAAUUGCAAGUAGCAGAACAAGUGUACAGCAGGACCACUGCAGGGACAACCACCAUCAGAUAGAACCUUCAUCAGAUAGAACCACCAUCAGAUAGAACCACCAUCAGAGAGAACCUUCAUCCACAGAGGCUUCUGUGGGGAGGGAGAGCAGAAAGAUGUUUGUUUAUGAUAACAGUAAUAUGAAUCAUAUUUAAAAUAAUGCAGCAGGUGUCAUCAGAGCCAUGCUAUGAUCUACGGAGACCUGCUAAGCGAGAAAACACAAAAAGCUCCUGAAAAGAAGCUGAAUUAGUGAUGUACAUUAAUAAAACAUGGAUUAUUGUGGAAGGAGAGCGUGAGAGUGAGAGAGUGAGAGAGGGGCUCGGUGUGUCCUAAGAAGUCCUCCAGCAGUCUAAGCCUAGAGCAGCUUAACUAAGGGCUGGUCCAGGCUAACCUGAGCCAGCCCUAACUAUAAGAGGUACCAAAGAGGAACGUUCUAAGCUUUAUCUUAAAUGAACUGACCGAGUCUGCCCCCCGGACUGAAAGUGGAAGCUGGUUCCACAAAAGAGGAGCUUGAUAACUGAAGCUCUGGUACCCAUCCUACUUUUUAAAACUCUAGGAACCACAAGUAGCAUCAGCAUCUACGGAGUGUAGCUGCCUUGUAGGACAAUACGGUGUAACAAGCUCUUUAAGAUAAGACGGUGCCUCACCAGCAAGUGCCUUGUAGGUGAGGAGAAGUAAAUUAUAUUCUUGAUUUAACAGGGAGCCAGUGCAGAGAAGUUAAUACAGGAGUUAUAUGAUCCCAUUUCUUAGUUCUUGUUAAUACACGUGCUGCAGCAUUCUGAAUCAACUGGAGAGGUUUAAGCGAUUUACAAGAGCAGCCUGAUAACAAAGAAUUAAAGUAAUCCAGUCUAGAAGCAACAAAUGCAUGAACUAGUUUUUCUGCAUCACUUUGAGACAGGAAGUUCCUGAUUUGCGAUAUAUUACGUAGAUGAAAAUUCUUUAUAUGAGAGUUGAAGGACACAUCCUGGUCGAAGAGAACUCCAAGAUUUCUGACAGUGCUGUUGGAUACCAGAGCAAUUCCAUCCAUGAGACUGUAUCAUGUGACAGAUGACUUCGAAGGCGCUCUGGGCCUAUCAUGAUAACUUCUGUUUUUUCUGAGUUUAGCAUCAGGAAGUUGCAGGUCUUCCAAGUUUUGAUGUCUCCAAGACAAUCCUGAAGUCUAACAAGCUGGUUGGUGUUUAAUACGGGAGAUCCACACCCCCCCCCCCCAAAAUAUCAAUACAUCGAUGAAAUGGAUUUAUAAAUAUGAGAUAUUAAAUUAAAAAAUAUUUAUUGUGAUCUAGAACCCGAUUAUCUUCAUUUACUAAAUAUGUAUCAUUAAUGUAUUUACUAUCCUUUCAAAAUAAAAGCAAACAAUUAUUUAAAAAAAUAAAAAUGAUAUUUACUGUUAAACCUGUUAUGACAGAAUCCAGAAUUAGGAUUUUCAAAUUCAAAAAGAUGCUAAAUCGAAAUAAUGCCCUUGCAAAAAUAUCUUAAAUCAUUUUAUUCUUAAAGUGUAGUUUCUCCAAAACAAAACGAUUUGAAUGUGUCUUCUGGAGAGAAAUGAACCUCAAGUGAGUUUUUUUACAUUUGUCCAUGAGAAUGUAUUUUUCUGUUAUUUCACACUGUGGAGCGAGAUUGAAUUUAACUUCUCCAGUUUCUGAAAAAAAAAGAAAUAAUUUUGAUUGUCCAACUUUAGUCAUUUCUUUCUAAAGUCCGAUCCUCAUGAUUUUUGAUCCAUGUUUUGUUUUAUAUCCAAAGUAAAUUAAUAAAUCAUC